UUGCAUUUGUUGACAAUUUUGUUGGGUCCAUUUGUUGGGUGCGCGUGGAAUUAGAAAACUGGUUACAGCUGUUCCGUAGUUAACACCAGUUUUUAAAAAGCAUUUCCAAACAGUAGAACAAACAUAUUUCACGCUAGACUCCAGUGUAGGUGAUUUAGACAAUAGAUUAUUGAAAGAUGGCAGUGUCCAAGGUUACGUUUAAGAUUACACUCACAUCCGAUCCGAAGCUGCCCUUUAAGGUGUUAAGUGUACCGGAAGCGACACCCUUCACGGCGGUUCUAAAAUUUGCCGCCGAAGAAUUCAAAGUACCACCAGCAACGAGUGCGAUCAUUACGGAUGAUGGUAUCGGUAUUAACCCGCAGCAAACGGCUGGCACCGUAUUCCUUAAGCAUGGUUCCGAGCUACGGUUAAUUCCCCGGGAUCGUGUCGGAAGCUGUUGAGUGAUCUUGUUGAGUGAAGAAGUGUUCCGCCUGGAAGAGAUGUAUCGUUUUCGUUCGCUGCUCUCGACGUAAUAUGUGAUACGCAACUCAACAUCCAGCAUCCGCUUUGUGCGAAAGCAUUUUUAUUCAUCGUUAUUUUGCUUGUUUUCCUUGUCGCUGUGUCGAUUGAAAUAAAUAUUUGUCUUCAUA
Molecule: messenger RNA, 629 nt
Organism: Anopheles moucheti
Lineage: Eukaryota; Metazoa; Arthropoda; Insecta; Diptera; Culicidae
Gene: Ufm1
Product: ubiquitin-fold modifier 1
Exons: 3
Coding region: 177-440 (87 amino acids)
Biological process (GO): protein K69-linked ufmylation
Cellular component (GO): nucleus; cytoplasm
Source: RefSeq, a predicted model, not a curated record